UUCUAACCACGUCGGCGGUCCCGGCAAGUGCCUCCUCGUUUGCAACCCUGCCCAACCAACGAAUGAUGGGGAUUUUGCGCGCACGGCGUGGCCUGGAGUGGCUGCUGGGCUUCUACUUCCUCUCCCACGUCCCCAUCACCCUGCUCUUGGACAUGCAGUCGGUGCUGCCGCGCGAGCUCUACCCCAUCGAGUUGAGAAACCUGCUGAAGUGGUAUGCUAAAGAGUUCAAAGACCCUCUGCUACAGGACCCCCCAAUGUGGUUUAAAUCCUUCCUGUUUUGCGAGCUUGUGUUUCAGCUGCCUUUCUUUCCCAUUGCAACAUAUGCCUUCUUCAAAGGAGGCUGCAAGUGGAUCCGCACCCCUGCAAUCAUCUACUCGGUUCACACCAUGACCACUCUAAUUCCAAUUCUCUUCACACUUCUAUUUGAGGAUUUCUCUAAAGCCAGCGGUUUCAAAGGACUAGGACCCAAGACUUUCCGUGAACGACUAACCCUCAUGUGUGUCUAUGCCCCCUACUUUCUCAUCCCUCUUACGCUUCUGCUUUUCAUGUUGCGGAGCCCUUACUACAAGUAUGAGGAGAAAAGAAAGAAAAAAUGAGAGCAAGAACUGCUGGCCCAGCGGAGAGAUGCCCACAGGACAGUUUCCUGUUGGACACAGUUCAAGGAAAACUGCUCAGAACCCAUGUCUUCAGUAGCAUUUGAAACACACCAGCAGCAGGAGCCACAUCAAACCAUCCCCUUCCAAGGGCACGGGCACAGAUCAAUCACCUGAGGAUGGGCAGAGGGGUGUGGGUUAGGUAAUAGGGAAGUGGUGCCAAGUACUUCGUUAUGCUCCCAAGUUCCACUGCUGAAUUACUGAAAGCAGCACCAGACCCAAAACUGGAUAAACUUCUAAGAAACAUGUCCUGCUUGGCAUUUUCAUGUGUCAUUUGAUCCACAAUAUAUGCGCGACUAAUCCCUUGACUCAUGAUUCCCUACAGCAUGUCACUAUUCAGCAAAGUGAAUAGUGGGAAGUUUUGGGUCAUUUUUAAGUUUGAAUUUAUACCUUUUUAAUAUUCAUUAAAAACUGUACCUUCUUCUUUCCACACAGGGUAGGGAGCAGCAGGGGAAAGAAAGUAACGAUUCUGCAAGAGUUUUUAACUUAGUUUUCCUUAAGGUCCAGCCCUGGCAUGACUUUCAAUCAGUAGUGGUCUAAACUAGAUGUUUUGUUUUUGUUUGAAACAGCAUCACAGGAGGAGAGGCUUUUUUAAAGUUUUCUUGUUUAUCCUCUUGCCAAACGUUAGUGCUAUACUUUUACAUACCAUGUGACAGAAG
Molecule: messenger RNA, 1312 nt
Organism: Pteronotus mesoamericanus
Lineage: Eukaryota; Metazoa; Chordata; Mammalia; Chiroptera; Mormoopidae
Gene: TMEM97
Product: transmembrane protein 97
Exons: 3
Coding region: 63-596 (177 amino acids)
Cellular component (GO): endoplasmic reticulum
Source: RefSeq, a predicted model, not a curated record